Messenger RNA from Herpailurus yagouaroundi (jaguarundi), 3375 nucleotides. RefSeq names its product transmembrane protein 44 (gene TMEM44). NCBI's taxonomy places the organism in Eukaryota, Metazoa, Chordata, Mammalia, Carnivora, Felidae. The transcript has 11 exons. Bases 71 to 1390 code for a protein of 439 amino acids. The record is from RefSeq and is a predicted model, not a curated record. Gene Ontology annotation, molecular function: basic amino acid transmembrane transporter activity.
CGCGCGGAGGCUGCGCCCCGGCGGGGCCACGCGGGAGGCUGGGGCCCGGGCCGGGCGGAGCCAGCGAGCCAUGGGGGAGGCGGCCAGCCCCGCGCCCGCGCUCUGGGACUGGGACUACCUGGACCGCUGCUUCGCCCGCCACCGCGUCUGCAUCUCCUUCGGCCUGUGGAUCUGCGCCUCCUCCUGCUGGAUCGCCGCCCACGCGCUGCUUCUCUAUCUGAGGUGUACAAAGAAAUCCGGACGGGACCAGUCAGCGCUGUGCGCGGCAUGCUGCCUCCUGACCAGCCUGUGUGACACCAUCGGAGCGAUUCUGGCCAGACAGCUCACGAUCCAGGUUUUCACGGGUGCCUACCUAGCAGCUGUUGACUUGGUGAACUUUGUGUUCAUCCUCUUCCCGGUCUGCGGCUCCAAGUUGAAGUCUAAUUUGGGUCGGGGCUCCCGGGAGAGGAAGAGGAGGCAGCGGCUCAGGGCCAGUGUCUUUGCUCUGGCCCUGCCGCUGAGCCUGGGGCCAGGCUGGGCUCUCUGGGCCACCGUCCGGAAGGCGUCAGGCCCUGUCCGAGGGCCCCAGCGGAGGCUACUGGAGAGCCUGCUGCAGGACAACACUGAAAUCUUCGGCUACCUGCUGGGUGCCAUCGCUGCCUUCGGCUCCUGGGCUUCCCGAAUCCCCCCGCUCUCCAGAAUCUGCCAGGGUAAGGCAUUUCCCUCCAUCCACCUGUGGACCCGGCUCCUGUCGGCCCUGGCGGGCCUCCUCUAUGCCUCGGCCAUUGUGGCCCAUGACCGGCGGCCUGAGUACCUGCUUCGGGCCACACCCUGGUUCCUGACCUCCCUCGGCCGUGCUGCACUGGACCUCUCUAUCAUUUUCCUUUCCUGGGUGAUGAAGAGCAAGAUGAGACGGGCCUUGGGGUUUGCCCCUGAGGCCAGAGAGAGCCCCGACACCCAGGCCCUUUUGACCUGCACAGACAAAGAGGAAGAAAGCCAGGAGAAUUCAGACUGGGUGCCUCUCACCACAUUACCACCCUGCAAAUCACUGAGGACAAUGGCAGCCAUCAGUCGCUACAUGGAGCUGACCAUCGAGCCCGUGCAGCAGGCAGGCUGCAGCACCACCCGGCUGCCUGGCGAUGGACAGAUGAACCCUGGAGACGCGAACCUGCAGGAGCCGCCCUCUUACCCUCCCGUUCAGGUCAUCCGGGCCCGCGUGUCUUCCAGCAGCUCCUGUGAAGUCUCCUCCAUCAACUCCGACCUUGAGCAGAAGUAUUGGGAAGCCUUAAACUUGGAGCAGUGGGACCCUGAAGAUGUAAAUCUUGAAGGGAACAAAGACAACGUGGAGAUGCUCAGAUCCCAGGUGCACAGGUGCUCCAUGGGGCCAGUGGUCUUGACAUCUGAUGAGUAACACCUGGAGCAAGCCCAUCAGCUCAGAGCCCUUAGUCAAGCCUGUGUCAGGAACUGAGCAGGGAGCAACCUGCAGUGACACCCAUGGCGGGAAUUUAAGCUUCCGCAGAGGCCGCCCGUGAAAGCGAAGAACCAGGAGCUGUCACUGAGCUUGGUUGGUCUGCGUCACAGCUCAGAAUGGAGCUAAGACCUUGGGUCCUGUGGACAGACCCGGGCAUGUGGUUUGUUUUGAAGAUCAGAAGUUCAUAGACCACUCUUGCUUCGAAGUAGAAACCUUCAUCUAAAGGGCAUUGGACCUGCUUUUCCCUUUCCCUUCAGAUUCAGCCAUACUCUCAAUAUCUGCUAGGGGACAGGAACAUCUAACAAAUAGCUAAUGUGUUUGGAUCUCAGUACAGCCUCAUUCUGCAAGACCUGGCUAAGCCCAGGAGACGAGAGGGGUGGGAACAUGUGCCGGAGAUCUAAGACGUGAUCCCUGGUAUUAAUGGGACCUGGCUCCUGCCCUUCCAGUCACCCACUUGGGUUUUCUUCUGGAAGCUAGAGGUAGGACUGCUUAGUCAACCAGGAGUUUAUAAGAUCGGUGGUGAUGUAAGGGCAAGCAAAACAAAUUGCCUUAGAUACCAGCACUUGCUCCAACUUGGCAAGGUGUGUGCUGGGCAGGGUUUGCAGGUGAGGGGGACUGUCUUCUUCAGGAGCUAACACGAAAGCAUGUGGAGGGUGGGAGGCAUGGUGGGAGGUGUCAAAUUCAAGCACAGCAAUCCCGUUUUAGGAUUAUUUUGAUACUGUGAUCAUGGGAGGGGGAAAAGAGGGAGGGAAUGGGGCCAAGGUGGGAGGAACACUGGAGUGAAUAAAUCUUGAUUGAGUUGAGGCAUCUCACUGUGUAGUACAGAGAUGUCUGAAUCCCAGCACAGCCACAAAAGCCAGCCACAAGGGGAACUGGGAGACAUGCCGAGAAACACAGCUCUGCUCCAGGAUGGCCCCUGGCAGCCUGUGUGACUCAGUCACACAGCUGCCCAGUUUCUCCGAAGGAGUAGUGCAGAUCCCAGCACAACGAAGAGAGUGCCUCAGGGAAGCAGAUUGGUUCCAUAGAUCUCUGUGGAGAUACUAAUCCUCUGAGUGCCUUCUAAGCUGGAAGUGAACUCUAUCCCCUUUAUCCAACUGCUUUGAUCCCUGGGUGUCUUGUAAUGGAGUUUGCUAAAGCCAGUUUUGUGGCUUUGUGAUCUUAACCACAGAAGCUGUUCUUUGAGAGAAGAUGAAGAUUUGAGUGGGGGAUGGGGUGGGGAGAGCAUUCCAGAUGAAAUCCUACAGAGGACUGGACACCAGGAAGGAUGGAAUCUCGUCAAGGAAGGAUGAGUCUGAUGUGGCCAGAAUGGGUGGUGCAACAGUGGCUAAAAGGUGAAGAGGCUGGCAAGGAACCAGGCCGUGGAGCCUAGGGAGCUGGCACUUAAAACUGUGGCUAAUUGGUAGCCAUGACUGAUACCAGAGUAGGAAGGUGAUGGACAUGCCUCAGGUAGGUCACACCUGGUUGGUGAGGCUUUUCUCCCUAUGGCCACAACUUUUCAGGAAGCAGAAAUGUAGUCAAGGAUACAGUAGGAACAUGGAGAACAUUUAAUCUGAGUGAUAACAGCAGGGCAGGAGGAGGGCUCAGCUUUAGAAAGAUAAGGCACAGGGGCAGGAUAUCCUCUCUGGAGUCUGCCUGUAGCACAGCCUCCCUCUCUCAAGGGGAGACUGGCCCGUGCUCCCUGGAGCAUCAGAAACUGGCUGGAUCCUGAUGGAAGUGGCCAUUUAUCCAAGAACGUCAAAACAGUCUUGCUGAUUGAGCAGCACAAACUACUUGAGUCCCAGAUGCCGUCUGUCUCCCUAGAUCCCAUCGUCCCAGGCUUCCUUCACAAACCAGUUCCUAUGGCUGUGGUCCAAUCCUGCCUCAAAGCUGAAUCCCAGGUCUCUUCACCCAGAGUGAACUAUUAAACUGAAAAUGUUGGAAGCAAA